This is a messenger RNA of Dioscorea cayenensis subsp. rotundata (Guinea yam), 1082 nucleotides long. RefSeq names its product 1-aminocyclopropane-1-carboxylate oxidase homolog 3-like. The transcript has 2 exons. Lineage: Eukaryota; Viridiplantae; Streptophyta; Magnoliopsida; Dioscoreales; Dioscoreaceae. The record is from RefSeq and is a predicted model, not a curated record. The coding region runs from base 6 to 1079 and encodes 357 amino acids.
GAAGCAUGGCUAUGUCCUCCGCCAUGACUGACCGAGUUACAGCUCUUAAAGAGUUCGACGAUACCAAAACCGGAGUCAAAGGACUCGUUGAUUCGGGAAUCACCUCCAUUCCCGUCAUAUUCCACCACCCAAACAUCUCCCUCUCAAUCCCCUCCACCACCUAUCUCUCAAUCCCCACCGUAGAUCUUUCCCUCUCACGCCCCAUCGCCGUCGAUCUCAUCCGCUCGGCAUGCCGAAACUGGGGCUUCUUUCAGCUCAUCAACCACGAUAUCCCUCUCUCCACCAUCGAGAACACAAUCUCCGCCGUCCGAUCCUUCCACGAGCUCCCAGCAACCAUCCGUUCCCAACACUACAGGCGCACGCCCGGUGCCGGCGUCAGCUACUUCUCGAACCUGGACCUGUUCCUUUCGGAGGCAGCGAGCUGGAAAGAUACGUUGAAAAUCACCUUCGGUCCUGUCCCACCGGAAGUGGACCAGAUCCCGGAGGUUUGCAGGUCGGAACUGGUGGCGUGGGACGAGCAGGUGAAGGAGGUGGCGAAGCAAGUGAUGGGGAUGAUGUGUGAAGGGCUCGGGGUGAAACCGGCGAGGCUGGAGGACCUGACGUGCCUGGAAGGGAGAGGGUUAGCGGGACAAUACUAUCCACCAUGCCCGGAGCCUGAUCGGACGUUUGGGUCAGCGGAGCACACGGAUGCCGUGGUUUUGACUGUUCUGAUUCAAGACAAGAUUGGUGGGCUUCAGGUGAAGAGCCUCAGGGAUGAGUCUUGGAUUGAUGUGAAACCCAUUCCUGGGGCUCUUGUUGUCAACGUUGGUGAUUUCCUUCAGAUUAUUUCCAAUGAUGAAUUCAAAAGCGUGCAACAUCGGGUGAUAGCUAACUCUACCAAUGAACCAAGAGUAUCAGUUGCAGUUUUUUUUAAUCCUGGAAGUAAAGAAGACAUGAAUCUAUAUGGCCCCUUAUAUGAGCUGAUAUCAAAUGAAAAACCGGCUUGCUAUCGUAAUUUUAACAUGUCAGAACUUGUCAAUAUUUUUCUAGCCAAAGCAGUAGGGUGUAAAUCCAUUACUGAACAUUUUAAGCACAAAUGAAGU